This is a messenger RNA of Drosophila virilis, 6348 nucleotides long. It is a transcript of the gene mtt, whose product is annotated as mangetout. Gene Ontology annotation, cellular component: plasma membrane. Gene Ontology annotation, molecular function: G protein-coupled receptor activity. Gene Ontology annotation, biological process: G protein-coupled receptor signaling pathway. The record is from RefSeq and is a predicted model, not a curated record. NCBI's taxonomy places the organism in Eukaryota, Metazoa, Arthropoda, Insecta, Diptera, Drosophilidae.
GCCUGAUUAAAUGUGUGCCAUAAAUUUGAAUAAAUUACCAGCUCCAAGAAAAAACGAAAUUUAUGUGCUGCGCUAAAUUACAAUUACAAAAACUGUUGAUUUAAUAUUAUCGCAACAGCAACAGGGCAACAACAACAACAUGCAACCAGAGCGGCUACAUAGUUGAGACGUAUGAAAAUGCGUCCCCACAACAACAGCAGAAACGGCAACAACACCAACAAAAAUAGCGGACACAUCAAUUUCAGCUGGCAAAGGCAACUUAAUUAAAAGUCAUUGGCCAGUAGCAAUUUUAAGCUGUUGUUUGUUGAAAUUAAUUGGAAUUUAUUUGGGUGCUCGUCGAAAACAAAUUCGGUCACAUUUUUUUAAUGCUGUCACACUGAACAAUUGACACACACACCUACCCAGUCACCCCCACACACAACAGAGUGUACGAAAUGGUGUUCUGCGUUGCAAAAUGCAUGCUGAUGCUGCUGCUAAUGGCCUGUGAGCUGUGCCAAGCGCAGCAACAACAGCAACAAUUGCAGGAGCAGCGGCAACAAUUGCAGCUACAACAAGAGCAACAGAAACAUCAACAUUUGAAGCUACAACACGAGCAAGAACAGCAACAAUUGGAGCUACAACAAGAGCAGGAGCAACGAUUGCAGUUACAAUACGGGCAACAACAGCAACAGCAACAACAAAAAUGGCAGCUACAACAAGAGCAACAGAAACAACAACAUUUGCAACACCAACAGCAACAAUUGCAGCUACAUCAAGAGCAACAACAACAGCAGUUGAUGAUGAAGAGCCGGAAAAGCGCAACACAGCAAUUAAAGCUGUUGCCAGGUAUAGAUGGGGGGACAAUAAUGACGGUGAGAAGUCAAAGUUCAAAGCUGGCCGCGUUAGCCUUAAGUGGCAAUUUGAAUGCAGCGACUACAGCAGCGCCAGCAACGAAAACAAGAACAGGCGCUAUAAAAAAUGAUGAGGGUCAAGCCGAGGCAGCUGUUGCCGCUGGAAAAAAACUAAAACUGCCUGCAACAGAAUUGAGAAAAACAGCAGCAAUAUUGCAACCAUUGACAACAGCAGCAUCAGCAACACAUACAAAAAAUAUCUCAUACGCAAUGGCGGCCACAGCAAUCCCACUGAAAACUAAACGCAUUGCGCCCACAGCAACAUCGACUGCAAUAGCAAUAACAACAACAAUGUUGGCCACAGCAACAACAAAUGCAACAGCUGUGGACAACACAAAAGUCAAAUUAAAUAUAAUACAAACUAAAGCAACUGCAAAUGCAACAUUGCUGAACGCAGAAGCCAUCAUAAAGGCAAAUAAUAAAAGUAAUUCGCAAACAGCAACAACAGCUGUUGGCGCAGCAGCAACAGAAAAACCAACAGCAACAGCAACAGCAGCAAUUGAAGGUAGGCCGCGCUGGCAGGGGGCCACAAACUUGUCGCAACUGAAUGCCAAUAUAUUGAGUAAUCCGCUGGCCAGCAGCGCCCCGACAUCUGCCUCCGGGUGGCCAGUAAAACAUGCCGCCGUGCUCGAGGGCGACGUGAUACUCGGUGGCCUGAUGAUGGUACAUUCGCGGGAGGACAGCAUUACUUGUGGCCAGAUCAUGCCGCAGGGCGGCAUACAAGCCCUGGAGGCCAUGCUCUACACACUGGACCAGGUAAACAAGCAACAACUGUUGCCAAAUGUAACGCUCGGCGCACAUUUACUGGAUGACUGCGACAAGGAUACGUAUGGACUGGAGAUGGCUGUCGAUUUCAUAAAGGGAUCCAUUAGUAACAUUGACGAUGCCGAAUAUCAUUGCAACAAGACCCAAGUGCGAAAGGUGAUAUCGGGCGUGGUUGGUGCUGCUUCAUCGGUGACAUCCAUACAGGUGGCCAAUUUGCUGAGAUUGUUUCGGAUACCGCAGGUCUCAUAUUUCUCAACCAGCCCGGAGCUGAGCAACAAGCAGCGCUUUGAGUAUUUCUCACGCACCAUUCCCUCCGACCACUACCAGGUAAAGGCCAUGGUUGAGAUUGUCAAGAGCAUGGGUUGGACCUAUGUUUCGAUUAUCUACGAGGAAAGCAACUAUGGCAUCAAGGCAUUUGAGGAACUAGAAGAGUUGCUGGCACGCCAUAACAUUUGUAUUGCCAUUAAGGAGAAGCUCGUCAAGGAUUCGGGAGUGGCUGAGGAUAUUGCAUACGAUAAUAUUGUGCAGAAGCUGCUCACGAAACCGCGCGCUAGAGGAGCUAUCAUUUUCGGCUCCGAUCAGGAAGUGCGGCAAGUGAUGCGGGCGGUGAGGCGUGCGAAUGCAACAGGCGCCUUCUCCUGGAUUGGCUCCGACGGCUGGAGUGCACGAAAUCUCGUCUCGGAUGACUAUGAGCCAGAGGUGGAGGGAACAUUGUCUGUGCAGCCGCAGGCGAAUCCUGUGCGUGGCUUCGAGGAAUAUUUUCUUAACCUGACCGUGGAGAAUAACCAGCGCAAUCCCUGGUUUGUGGAAUUCUGGGAGGACCAUUUCCAAUGUCGCUAUCCGGGCAGCACCAGCACACCGUACAACAAUUACACUCGUACCUGCACCACCAAGGAACGCCUAUCCCGGCAGAAUACCGACUUUGAGGAUCAACUGCAGUUCGUUAGCGAUGCGGUGAUGGCAUUUGCCUAUGCCUUGAGGGACAUGCAUCGCGAUUUGUGCGGCGGUCGUCCGUCCCUCUGCGAUGCCAUGAAGCCGACCAAGGGUGCUGAUUUGCUCAAAUAUUUGCGUAAGGUUCAAUUCAAGGGCCUCAGCGGCGAUGAUUUUCGCUUCGACGGCAACGGCGACGGGCCCGCGCGCUAUAACAUCAUCCACUUCAAGCAGUCUGUGGCGGGUCAGUACCGCUGGGUCAAGGUGGGCGAGUACUACGAGGGCGAACUGCGCCUGAACAUGUCCGAGGUAAAGUUCAAGCUGUUGCAUCCCACGCCACCGGAAUCCGUUUGCAGUCUGCCCUGCGAGCGUGGUCAGGCCAAGAGAUACGUUGAGGGCGAGAGCUGUUGUUGGCACUGUUUCAAUUGUACGACUUAUCAAAUACGGCAUCCGGUUGAUGAAACUCACUGCCUCGUUUGCAAACUGGGCACCCUGCCCGAUGCUCACAAGCAGUACUGUCGUCCCAUACCGGAGGUUUACCUUAGACCCGAGUCCGCUUGGGCCAUUGGCGCCAUGGCGUUCAGUGCGACAGGCAUAUUGAUAACCUUCUUUGUCGUGGGCGUGUUUGUCAGGCACAACGACACGCCCAUUGUGCGCGCAUCUGGUCGUGAGCUGAGCUACAUACUCCUGGCUGGCAUAUUUAUGUGCUAUGGUGUAACCUUUGCCCUCGUGCUGAAGCCAACGAACAUUGUCUGCGCCAUUCAGCGCUUUAGCGUGGGCUUCUGCUUCACGGUUGUCUAUGCCGCAUUGUUGACCAAAACGAAUCGCAUAGCGCGCAUCUUCAAGGCUGGCAAACAGUCAGCCAAACGGCCCUCAUUCAUUAGCCCAAAAUCGCAGCUGGUGAUUUGCACGUGCCUAGUCUCUGUGCAGAUACUCAUUAAUGGCGUUUGGAUGGUAAUUGCCCCAUCACACGCUAUGCAUCAUUAUCCGACACGCGAGGAUAAUUUGCUGGUGUGCGACUCCUACAUAGAUGCCUCCUACAUGAUUGCGUUCUUCUAUCCCAUUCUCCUGAUUGUGGUGUGCACCGUUUAUGCUGUGCUUACCCGCAAGAUACCCGAGGCUUUCAAUGAAUCUAAGCAUAUCGGCUUUACCAUGUACACCACCUGCGUCAUUUGGCUGGCCUUUGUGCCACUGUACUUUGGAACUGCCAAUCACGUGCCGCUGCGAAUAACGAGCAUGUCGGUGACAAUUAGCCUGUCCGCCAGCGUGACGAUUGCGUGUCUGUUCUCGCCAAAGCUCUACAUAAUACUCGUUCGACCGGAGCGUAAUGUGCGCCAAAGCAUGAUGCCCCCGCGUUAUGGCAACAUGCAUCGCACCGCGGGCACUGGCCCAUCCUCAAUGAUGGCCGCUGCGGUUGUGACUGCCGCCACCUGUGCACAGGAGGAGAAAUUACAAAAACAUAUCACGCCCACUGAAACAGAGCACUCGAUUAAGGCAAAAAAAUUGUGCGAAAUGGCCACACAGACGAUUGCGUUAUCUAGCAUAUUUGCGUCCCUCGACUGCAAUGCUUACAACCAAAUUCCGUAUGCCGAUCAAUACGUGCCAAAUAAUACAACCACGGCCACACCCACUGCCAAUGGCACUAGCACUGAGCCAACCGACGAGCAGGUUGUGGCCAACAACAACAAAAUCAAUCAGCAGCAACAUGGCCAGGCCAAUGUUGUUGUGGUAGUCAGCACGGCCAACAAGCACAUGGCCAGCAGUCCAUUAGCAACACCAACAGCAUCAACACCAAUAUCAGCAACAGCAACAGCAACAGCAGCAACAACGACAACAGUAGAAACAACAACAACGGCGACAACGGCAUCGACGGUUUCGGUUAGCGCAACGGAUGCAACAUCCGCUACGGAAGUUGUGCCCACGGCCACAUCAAACGGCAGCAGACGAGCGCCGGUGCUGCAGACCAAUUUAUAGCUAAACGCACAGCAACUGCAACAGCAGCUGCUAAGGGAGCAGCAACGCCAGCAACAGCAACAGCAACUUGAGUGCUUCAAUCCAGUUCAAGCGGAUCAAGCACAACUGGCAGCGAGUGAAGUUGCCGCCAGCAACAACAUUGGCAGCGAUGUUGCAAGCACUGGCAGUAGCAACGGAAGUGCCACAACGAUCGGCAACGGAAGCGGCAAGAAGCGCUCCGCAAUUCCAGUUUAAGCUGUGGUCAGCCAUAGGCCGCAGCUAAAGGAUGAGUGAGGGUAUCUUUAGAUAGAAAUCUUAAAAUGCAUACAGAGCGAUCCAAAGACAGGGAAUGCAAGGUUGAAUUUUUCAAAUAAUAUAAAGAGUAUUAUUUUAUAUAGUCAUCAUUUAUUUGCAAGGUUGUAUGUACAAAAAGUAAAAAAAUAUUCUUCUAUAUGUAUUUUUUUAUAUUAAAUACUUUUUUUUUAUAGUGCUAAAUAUCUUAAAAUUGUAUAAAAUAAAUACAUAUAUAAAUUUUAGGUUUUUCUUUUUAUGGAUUCGACUUUUAUAUUUUUAAUUUAAAUGUUAUUGUUUGCUUUAGCGAUACAUAAAUUACAUUUCUAUCGAGAACGAUAUGUACAAAUUAAUUAAUUUUCAUAAUUUGUGUGCUUUAUUUUCAUUCGCUGAUUUCAUUAAGCUUUAAGCAUUUAAUGCUGUUUUUUUAGUCGCGAAUAAUUGUUAUUAGACAACCUCCCUGCCCUGACUGCAUCGCCACUUGAAAGAUACAUUGUGAAAAAUCUGUUGCGCAAAAAAAAAAAAAACAAGUUGCAACAAUUUUAGCAAUAACCCCAACGAAGAGUCAAAAAUAAUUGUCAGCCACAUUUAAAUGUAUAAUUGCGAAACGUUUUAAAUGUUUUAUCUUUAAGCUUAACUAGUUAUAGAGCAUGGGGUUUGUUUGCAAUCGCAGCAAAGAUUACCAAAAAGAAAAAAAAUGUGAUAUAAUUUCAAAAAUGUGUGUGUUUCUGAACCCAAAACUAAAACUUAUCUUGUAUUUGUACUAACUGUUAGGCUAAGUCGUAACCUAAGUAACAACUUGCGCACUCGAGUGAAUUUUUAUUUUGGUGUGAUUAUGUUACAAAGGGGUUGCAUGCAGCACAUGCAACACACCCGCAACCCCCUUGUAACGUAGCGGCAAUGACGGCGCCUUAACAAUUGCGUUUACUAUGCUGCUUGAGCCCAGCAACAUGGUAGAUUUAAUUGUUAAGUGGAUAAAAAGGCGUCCAGAGCCAACAUUUAAUUGUAAGCGAGCUGUACAUAUACAAACUUACACGUAUAUAUACAUACCUAAAAUAGCAUAGUUGUAUGUUCUUUUUGUGUAUUCGUAAUUAUUGAAUGUGCUGCAGUUUAGCAUUUCUACCCCUUAUAACAAAAUACUUAAUAUAAGUUGAUAUGAAGAGGUGAUAAGGAAAACCCGCAAAUAAAAUUAAUUAAAGUAAACAUUACAAAAUUGAAAAAAAGUCUAGCCAAAUUAAAAAGUGUUUAAUUGUUAGCAAAAUGCAUGUGUAUUAAAUAUUCUGUGUGUAUUAAAUGUAUAAAAUAUACAAAAUUAAACAAGAAAAUUCAUAUGAUAAUACAAGUCAUAUUUACACAUAUAACUGAAUGUCUCUGAAAAUUAAAAUACAUGAAAUUAUAUAGUAUAUAUAUGUAUACAUACGUAAAUUAAAUACCGAUAAAUCGUGUUGGGUGGCAUAUAUUUACGAGAACUUACAAAGCAUUAAACAAAGAACUAUCAAUAAAAUACUAACUAAUUCAA